Coprinopsis cinerea okayama7#130 is the source of this 1641-nucleotide messenger RNA. RefSeq lists its product as hypothetical. The transcript is spliced from 7 exons. The coding region runs from base 37 to 1641 and encodes 534 amino acids. The record is from RefSeq and is a predicted model, not a curated record. NCBI's taxonomy places the organism in Eukaryota, Fungi, Basidiomycota, Agaricomycetes, Agaricales, Psathyrellaceae.
ACAUCACUCCACCGUCGCGUCGUUUUCGACGCUGAAAUGUCUUCUGCAGAACCCAAACCACACAUAUGUCCACCGUCUAAUGCAGUUCACCCAAGCGACCGUUGGGAGUCGCUCUUCAUCUACUCCUUCCUCUGUAAAUUCACCAAUCUCAGAGGAAAGGAGGGUUUGGAGACACCUAUGGAUCUAGAGGAAGCCCUAAUGUCUAAAGAGCCUCACCCAAUCUUGACACAGCUUCUAACCACCUUCGUCCUAAAUCUCAAACCUCAGACGCGUAAUUUGAGCGCGGAUCAAAUAUCCACCACCGUGGCUAGCGUGCUGUCCGAAUUUCUCAAGACCAACGAAAGAACUGUGUUCUGGGACAAUGAUCUCCACCGCAACGUCGACCCCUUCGAGGGUCGACAAAGCGGCUUCUUCUCCGCCGACUGGGACUUCAAACUCAAAGUCCUCCGCGUGUUAGUCGAGCUGCAGCUCACACACGCUCCUUCCAUUAAAGCGACCAUCGAUCGCGCUUGGGGAAUUGUGCAUAACAAGCACAAGAAGGGCCAAGCCACAGAACCUAAGCCAGAACCCUCAGACCCCAAAAGCCAGGAAAACCUCCAACUUCUACCUGUCGGCCAGGACAGUUCGCGAAAACGAUACUGGAUUGCAGAUGAUUCACCUCGUGUAUGGGCUUCCACCAACCCAUGGAAAGUGACUGCCACAUUCCAGUCCGUCUCCUCAGACCGGGACAGUUAUCUCGCUCUCAUUGAAGAGUUGAAGAAGGCCGCCCCACCCGUGCCGAAGAAAGGCCUGAAACUGUCGAAACUGGAGCAGUCCCACAACAAUUUGAUUGCGACCCUAGAAGGUCGCAUAGAGGCCAUUGAUGCCGAACUAACGCGCGUUGCCAAAGUUCGCAGAAAGAUGGAGCAGAAACGGAUACUGCUCGCACAGGCCGAGCUGCGGGAAACCCGUACCCGCACACGCACCAAGCGCCCGGUGUAUACCUAUGACAACGACUUCGACAGUGAGGACGAAGGCGACGAAUAUAGAUAUCAAGACGAUAUGGAGGAGGACAGUUUCUCUGGCGGUUCACGGCGGCGCCGGCAGGCUGCUACGACGGCCACUCGACGUUCCAGUCGUGUAACGAAGUCCUCGUAUCGGGAUCAUUCACCGGCGGACUCAUGGCAGAAUUGGAGAGGCGAAAGACGGUCAACGCGGUCGGGAGGGUCACAAUUCGACGACGACCGCGCCCCCAAACGAGCCAAGACGGAGGAGAGCACCGUCAGCACCGAGGGUUCGACAUCUGGGGUUGCAUCUAGCGGUCUAAAAAUCAAGAAUUCUGGUGCAGCGGCUCUCAAACCUACAGAGAUGGCUGUGGAACAAAUUCCGGGGAAAAAGAGGUCCAAAUUUUGGGUUUAUGCCGUGGAGCCAAUUCCAGGGGAGGGUGAAGAUUCGUCGCCAGGUGGUCCUGUGGAUACGAUUAUGAGCGGGGACGAUGCCCCGUCAACACACGCCUCGAAGAAUGGUGCAGUCAACUCGGCGAGCACCACGGCCGUUGACGAGGCUGAAUGGACUCAAUCCAAUGGGCGCAGCAAGAGCGAGAUGAGCUAUGAUGCCAGCAUGGAUGGCAGUCUUUCGCCCAUGGCCGUGGACGAUUCGUGA